Messenger RNA from Micropterus dolomieu (smallmouth bass), 2571 nucleotides. Its product is annotated as beta-1,3-galactosyltransferase 2-like. Gene Ontology annotation, cellular component: membrane. Bases 166 to 1401 code for a protein of 411 amino acids. Lineage: Eukaryota; Metazoa; Chordata; Actinopteri; Centrarchiformes; Centrarchidae. The transcript has 2 exons. The record is from RefSeq and is a predicted model, not a curated record. Gene Ontology annotation, molecular function: N-acetyl-beta-D-glucosaminide beta-(1,3)-galactosyltransferase activity.
CACAGCCUCUCCCCGCUCCAUCACCACUCCCUCUGUUUCUCUCUCUGAAAUCGUCGUCAGUCCCCAACUGUCUGAGUCCUGUCACCAUGGGCAGUCGAGAAGUUCGUGAUUCAUGAAGUUAUGGUUAGUUAGCAGCCUAAGCCCGUCGUACGCUGGGCUACUUAAAUGAUUAACUUCAUAGCGGAAGCCAAGGACUACAAUAGAAGAUCGGAGAAGCAGGAAGGAGGUAUCGCAGCAGCCAUGGGGAUCGCUGGCUCAGGUGUGGACGGGGUGGAAAGACAACUUGGCGAGAGCCUAUCUCAUCAGAAGAAGACUUUGUUUCACUCCUGGUUCCGGUUCCUGCUCCUGCUGAGUCUAGUGGUCUUCAUCUUGUUAUAUGCUGUGUCUGACACUUCUCUGUCAUGGUGGACAAACCUUCCAUUCCAUGUCCACUACCAGAGGUUUUUCAGUCUGACUAACAAGGUUAAUCAGGCUCCUUCUUAUCGUAUCCAUCCAAAGCAUAAAGUUAAACUAAGUGAGAUCCAUGAAACCACAGAACACCCUACUGUACCAGCUACAGGUAUUCAGUACCACCAAGCCUAUCCACGCAACUACCACUUUGUUAUGGAUAACAGUGAGGUGUGCAAGACCAAGACCCCUUUCCUUGUCCUGAUGGUUCCAGUGGCACCAAAUAACGUAGCAGCUCGGGACGCCAUCCGACAGACAUGGGGCAAAGAAAGCCUGGUUCAGGGCGAGGUCGUGCUUACUCUGUUCAUGCUGGGCAUCUCUGGAAAAGCUGAUGCUGAGCAGCUGCAGGAGAAGCUCAAACAGGAGAAUCUGAAGCACAAUGAUCUGAUCCAGAGUGACUUCAUGGACACUUACAACAAUCUGACCAUCAAAACCAUGGUGAUCAUGGACUGGCUGGCCACACGCUGCCCUACAGCAGCAUAUGCCAUGAAGAUUGACUCAGACAUGUUCCUUAACAUUGACAAUUUAGUGAUCAUGCUACAGAAGCCACAAAUCCCCAGGGUGAACUACCUGACAGGGAUGCUCAUGUGGAACAGGCCAGUUUUGCGUUCAAAGAACUCAAAGUGGUACGUCUCUGAGGAAAUGUACCCAGAACCCACAUACCCGACCUACACUCUGGGCAUGGGAUACAUUUUCUCCAACGAUCUUCCAAACAAAUAUGUGGAGAUCUCAAAAUCAAUCAAACCCUUUAACAUAGAGGACGCUUAUAUUGGAAUGUGCAUGAAAAAACUAGGACUUUCUCCCACAUCACCGCCAAAUCCAUCCCAGUUCAAGGCCUAUAACACAAGAUAUGAUCGCUGUGAAUACUCCAAGGUCAUCACCUACAUUCUUGGGUCUGCACAAGAGUUAGUGAAAUAUUGGACAGACUUGAAGAAGCCUGGACCGCCUUGUUAGGAAAAUGAUAAUUGUGACUACCAAUUUAGAAACAGAACAACUGCACUUUAUAAAUAAAUAAAUACAUAUAAAAUGAAUAAUAAAUAUAAAAGGAGACAUUUUAUUUAUGUAUUACUAUUUAAAACUUAUUAGGGUUAAAAUAAAUUUUUUUUUUUUACAUGUGAAAUAAGGUGAAAAUGUAAAUGAGUGGAAUUAGAACUAUGUUUUGACGAGUAGGUCAUGUAUGGUUUGUAUCUUGGUUUUACCUGUAAGUUUACAAAGGCAGCAAUUAAAUUAGAUAAUUAAAGAAGCCAAGCUAUUGAACACACUUCUGAAACUAAUUUGAAGAACAUUUCACAGAACCUUUACUUGAUAUUUUUAGAGAAUACACUUUUUACUACAUUGUCUUUGAAUAUAGUCAGUUUUUAUUACAUUUUUAAUUCUGGAAGCAAGUAGCUAGAAGGGCUUGAGUUUUAUUAACUUGAAUAGUAAUAUUAUUAUAACACAGAUACGGUAGUUUCUAUUCAUGAGGUUCACAAUGUGGGGUCCAAGAACCCUUUUAGGACCUAGGGAUAUAAUCAGAUUUUUUGAAGUCUAUCUUAAAAAAUCCCAAUAUAAGUUAUUGUUUGCUGCAGUUAUUCUUCUCUACAUACUGGCACUGAAGUGACCCUUUUGUAACGCCACUAUAGUGAGGUUUCAAAAACAUGGAUAGAGCUUAAUGUGGCAUCCUAUCCAGUUUCUGAACUUUCUCUUUGUUGGUGGAGAAAUGAGUGGCUGAGAUGUGGGCUGUAUACAGGAAUAUGAAUAACAAGGAUCAAAACCGUCCAUAUUCACCUUAGCUGAACUAUAGAAUGUAUUUUUUGUGCAGAAUGAGAAUUAUGUUGAGGUUAUGUUGGGAAGGGAUCUUUUCAGGCAAAGAAUGGGGAGGAGGAAUAAUUAUAGCGACCAAGAACUCUUCCAGUGUACAUAUGGGCAUGUCAGUUUUGUAUGAAGAUGUCAAAAUCUGAGCUUAUAGAGAAUUCUAGGGCCAAGUCAAUUUUAUUUAUAUAUCACAAAUGACAAUUUGUCUCAAGGAGCUUAGCUCCUUAGACCAAUUAACCCCCCCAAAACCCCUUUUAACAGGGGAAAAAUGGAAGAAACCUCAGGAGGAGCAACAGAGGAGGGGCGGCUGUGGUUCAGGAGGUAGAGCGG